Messenger RNA from Dendronephthya gigantea, 2209 nucleotides. RefSeq names its product cilia- and flagella-associated protein 206-like. The transcript has 17 exons. The record is from RefSeq and is a predicted model, not a curated record. Gene Ontology annotation, biological process: regulation of cilium beat frequency. Gene Ontology annotation, cellular component: axoneme; ciliary basal body. The coding region runs from base 23 to 1903 and encodes 626 amino acids. NCBI's taxonomy places the organism in Eukaryota, Metazoa, Cnidaria, Anthozoa, Malacalcyonacea, Nephtheidae.
UUGCAUGUUAUAACGCUGGAUCAUGUCUAAGACGCAGGCAGAAAGUGUUAUAAAGAAUAUCAUUCGUGAAAUUGCACAGGAAUGUGCAGGAAGAGGUCAAGCUGUCUCGGAAACAUUGGUCGCAUUCAUGGUGAAAGCAGUUGUCCUGGAUCCCACUAAUGGCUUUAAUGUUGAUAGAACAUUAACAAAGGAUGAUGUUGAAAAACUUAUUAAGCUUUGUGUUUCAAGACUAUUGGACAACCAGUCAGCGUCUCUGGCCACUGUCAAGAUGCAGGUCUACUUCGACAUGAACUACACCAGCCGAGCUGAUUUUCUGGAAGAACAUCGGAGAGUUCUUGAGUCAAGGUUAAGUCCAGUUGUGCGCGAAAUAACGGACAGUAGAGCAAGAAAUAGAGAUGAACUCGAAGGCUUGUAUAGAAAGAUUGUUUCGUGCGUAUUGUUGAGAUCCGGGCUUGGCUCUCCUACGGAUAUUGCAGUUGUAAGGGAAGCGACAGCUGCGCUGCAAAGCGUUUUCCCUCACACGGAACUUGGGACAUUCAUGUCUCUGAGUAAACGAGACAAAGAGAAACAGCUCCAAGAACUCACCCAGAUCGUCUCUGGAAUCCGGCUGUUCAACAGAGAAUGUGGCAAGGGAGGAGAUGGCAUUGAUGACUUGCCAGCAAUCUUAGCCGAGGCAAUGCCAUCCACGAGCAACAAAGUUCAAAAUGAGAUUGAUACAACGCUUGAAAUGGCGUUCAAAUUCACAGCCAUAGUUGAGCAUUUCUUGUCAAAUCCGGGUCGCUUGCCUGAAGACGUUUCUCUGAUGUUGUUGAAAGAAUGUCUCAUGAAUUUAAGGCAAUUGGAAACAUUUUUAAGUGUGAUUUUGCACGAUGUUGUCGAUUGUGCGAGACAAACAGAAGCACUGGAAAUUCAAUUCAAAGCAAGAAUGGAGAGUCUCCGAAGUACAGUGCAAUCAAAAACUGCCGUUCCAACGGCACAAGUUUAUCCUCAAUUUAUAAACCUGUCGCAUAUAUGGAAUGGUUUUCAAGACGAGAUGGUUUUACUAAGUGUCCUCAGUAAUAUCCAGAGCAGCUUGGGACCUUUCAGCAAGGUUAUCUGGGAGCUAUUUCCAGAUGAGAUUCUUGAGAGGCUCUUAGAAGGGAUUAAUGUGAAGACUGAUAAUGAUCGUUUAAUGGAGACAAAUGAUGCAAACAGUCGCAUUAAUCCUCAGAAUAUUGAUCACGAUGAUUUUGAAGUUUUAUAUCCGGAAACAACGAAGAAUUUUGAUCGUUUGCCCAUCUUGUAUAGGGGCUUUUGUGCCUGGUCCCUGGUGAGUGACAAGAGUUUUAUUUUGCCCUCCAAUCCUGCUAUUGGAGUGGUGCUGUACAGCAACAAUUAUUACGCGUUCUCUACCAAAGAUGCUUCGUAUCAAUUUAUGGAGGAGCCUGAAAGGUAUAUUGCUGACGUGGCAUCGGCGGCGAAGAAGUCACCAGAAUUAAUUCAACUGUUGGAACUUCACGCGCAGUUUGCAGCCAUCACUCCGUAUCAAGAGCAGGAUUCCGGGAGGUACACGGAAGCUCCUAUCACGAAAUGCGACAGUGGUACCCAGACCGAUACUCACUUCUUAGAGUCGAAUAUUGUCAAAUCUUACGAAUGGAACGAAUGGGAGCUAAGAAGAAAAGCUAUUAAAUUGGCGAACUUGAGGACGAGAGUUACUCAUUCAAUGCAAACAGAUUUAAGCAAUUACAAGGGAGAUAAAACAACACAAGUUUAUCUACCAAAGGACAGCGAAACGCAAACAAAACGCGAGAAAUCGACAAGCGUUCCUAAACCAUCUCGUUAUAUGGCGGGGUUACGAGGGUGUAACUCGACUAAAACCACCAUCACGACAGUAGAUCUUACCCUGGAUGUUGACCAAACAUAAUGACGUCAUUACAUCAUCUACUAAUGUCACUACGUCACCACUGACCUCACUACAUCACCCGGACGGUGAUUGUUGAUUGUUUUCACACGCGAUGUACAGUUGUAUAUAAUGUAGAGUAUCAGUUAUUUUUAAUGAGCAUGAAAUCCGUGGGAAAUAAUUUCAUUUACUCAUAAUAUCAUUCAAAAAGUUUUUGCUGUGAACUAGGCUCCCGUCAUUUACGCUUUAUAGGCUGCCGCAAGAUAAACUUACCAAGCAGUCAAAUGUAUCACAACACGUUAUCUUUACUUUGAUAAACACAAAUGAAAC